Coffea eugenioides is the source of this 2446-nucleotide messenger RNA. RefSeq names its product exocyst complex component EXO70B1-like. Gene Ontology annotation, cellular component: exocyst. The transcript has a single exon. NCBI's taxonomy places the organism in Eukaryota, Viridiplantae, Streptophyta, Magnoliopsida, Gentianales, Rubiaceae. The record is from RefSeq and is a predicted model, not a curated record. Gene Ontology annotation, molecular function: phosphatidylinositol-4,5-bisphosphate binding. The coding region runs from base 329 to 2242 and encodes 637 amino acids. Gene Ontology annotation, biological process: exocytosis.
CUGGACCCCACUUUCCUUCCUUUCCUUUUUUUCCCUUUCUCAGCUUCUGCAAUCGUUUGUAAAUUAACAAAAGUCAUUCACUGGCUUGGAAAAAAGCUUCUGCAAUCGUUUAGACCCGACAAAUCUAUCCACUCCUCCUCCUCCUCCUCCUCACUUCAAUCUAACCCUCCCCCCAGAAUCUUAAAUGUAAGGCUCUUGCUAAAUAUACAUAUAAACCCACGAAAGAAAAAAGCCCCUUAAAGGGGUAAAAACAAAAAGACCAAACAAAAAAAAAGAAGCGAAGCCUACUCUGCUCCAGCUGAGUGAAAAAAAAAAGUUUUGGUUUUCUAUGGCGGACAACGGGGAAGAGAAGUUGAUAGCGGUGGCGCGCCACAUAGCUAAGACUCUGGGUGGUCAUACUGAUAAUAUGACUGACGAUGAUAUCCUCAAAAUCUUCUCCAACUUCGACGGAAGGUUGCGCGAGAAAUUAACUGAUAACCUCCCUGGCGAGGACCCCACCGCUUCUGCUAAAUUUGAGCACAUCCUCAAGCCCCUCCACCGUCAGAUCUCCAGUUACGUGGCUGCCGACCACCCCAUUUGGGCUGACUCCAGCGACGCUGCUUCUUUCCUUGGCGCUGUUGACGAAUUAACCGCCCUAACUCGUGAAUGGUCUCCCAUGGGUCACGAUAAGUCCGUCUCCUCCUUCCUCGACCGGGCUGAUGACUUGCUCCAGCAAGCUAUGUAUCGGCUUGAGGAUGAGUUUAAAACCCUAAUGGAACUGGGGACUGAGUCGUUUGACGUGACUCGGCUCCGGGACGGUGAGUCAGCAAACCCCAACUACGCAUCUGACACCGACGAAGAAGAAUUUGACGGCGAAGGGAGUGAAAUCCCAGUUGCCCAUCCGGUCUCCGACUACGAUAUCGUCAUCGACGCGCUCCCGGGCGGAACAAUCGACGACCUACACGAGAUCGUUAAACGGAUGGUGGCUGCCGGGUACGGAAAAGAGUGCUCCCACGUUUACAGCACGUGCCGGAGAGAAUUCUUGGAGGAGAGCUUCUCGAGAUUGCAGUUGCAGAAGUUUAGCAUCGAUGAGAUUCAUAAAAUGCAGUGGAGUGAGAUCGAAGAUGAGAUUGAUAAAUGGAUUAAGGCCAUCAAUGUAGCGCUAAGGAUACUUUUCCCGAGUGAACGCCGCCUCUGUGACCGCGUAUUCUUUGGAUUAUCCUCUGCUGCUGACCUCUCAUAUAUGGAGGUCUGCAGAGGAUCCGCUAUUCAGCUGUUGAAUUUCGCGGAUGCGGUUGCUAUUGGGAGCCGUGCCCCAGAGAGAUUGUUCAAGGUUCUUGAUGUUUAUGAAACUAUUAGGGACUUAAUGCCUGAAUUCGAAUUGAUAUUUUCAGAUCAGUAUUGCGCGUUGUUGAGAAAUGAGGCGGUUACUAUCUGGAAGAGGCUUGGUGAGGCUAUAAGAGGCAUAUUUAUGGAAUUGGAGAAUUUGAUUCGUCGUGAUCCGGCAAAGGCUGCCGUCCCUGGUGGCGGACUUCAUCCAAUCACGCGGUAUGUGAUGAAUUAUCUCCGUGCAGCGUGUCGAUCCCGGAUUACUUUGGAGCAAGUUUUUGAGGACAGUCUUGCUCCCCUGGGGGCUAGUGGGGAUUAUAUGAAAGGGGAUGAGAGAGGGUUAUCUGCGUCUUCGUCGCUGGCAGUACAGAUGGCGUGGAUUAUGGAGUUGUUAGAGAGUAAUUUGGAGGCCAAGUCGAAGAUUUAUAGGGACUCUGCUUUGUGUUCUGUUUUUAUGAUGAAUAAUGGGAGAUACAUUGUUCAGAAGGUGAAAGAUAGUGAGUUAGGAUCGCUUUUAGGGGAUGAUUGGAUUCGCAAACACAGUACAAAAGUUAGGCAGUGUCAUGGGAAUUACCAGAGGAGUUCAUGGAACAAGGUUUUGGGAGUUUUGAAGAUUGAUAACAGUGCGUCGUCUCCGAAUGGAGCAUCAAAGAGCUUGAAGGAAAAGCUCAAGUUGUUCAAUACGUACUUUGAGGAGACUUGUAGGGUUCAAUCCAGUUGGGUGAUUUUUGAUGAUCAGUUGAGAGACGAACUAAGGGAAUCUGUUGCAGGGAAUCUGUUGCCAGCUUACCGCAGCUUCCUUGGAAGGUUGCGGAGUAGCCUGGAGUUUGGAAAGCAUGCAGAUAGACACAUUAAGUACAGCGAUGAAGACAUGGAGGCUCGGAUUAAUGAUUUGUUUAAUGGAAAUGGUGGAUCAGGCGGUGGCAGGAAAUGAGAGCAUGCCAUAGUAAGCAAGUAGUAGUUUGCUUUGUUGUAACUGGUGAAAUGUAUGUAUGCAAGUGUAGUCAACAAAACUAUACGUUGUAUGUGCAUGUAAAAUUGGUUAUUUGUAGUGAUUAUUCUGCUGUCAUCUGUUUGUAUACAGACAAUAUAUUGGCGUUUUAGCAGAGAUCAAUGAGAGUUGCAGACAUUAUGAUAA